AUGAACUCGUAUAUUGUGGUGGAAGGAAUGGGCAAAACUAUCAAGGUUACAGCUAGAAGGGAUGGUACCGUAACAGAAAAAACGCUGCGAAGAGCUUUUUUACUGGAAGAUGACGUACCAGUAGCACUAUUCAGGGAUGAUAUAGCUCUAGAAUAUUAUCGCAAAGACAUGGUGGUCGAGUUGGAUGAGGAAUGGAGCGGAGCAAGAUUUGAGUUGUGUUGGGAAGAGGAGAGACGAUCACGCCCAGUCACUCCUGUUGAACCCAAAGGUAUUUUCUGA
Messenger RNA from Auanema sp. JU1783, 279 nucleotides. Lineage: Eukaryota; Metazoa; Nematoda; Chromadorea; Rhabditida; Rhabditidae. The record is from the annotation of a GenBank genome assembly.